CUUGACGGUUGGCUUCUAGCAAGUCCGAAUUCAGACCGACUCGCUUUGCCAUGAGCAGCGGUUUGAUCGAUGAGGCAGUGGAAUCUCCGGCAUCUUACCUUGUGAGGCUAUAUCACUGCUGUUCUCGAUUUCUUACAGCACUUGUCAUCGUGACUUUGACGACAUGGGCUGCGUUUUGUCUUGGUGAAAGCGCGUGCAUCGGUGAGCCUAAAAGGCCAAGAGACUCCCUAACCCAUUAUGCCACCAUGGUCCUUGUGCCUACAGGCGCAGCAGGUCUUGGAGCACUUUGCUUGUGGUGGAAUGCCUCAACGCCACAUAUCCUAAAGGCCACUCACUUCCUGGUGGUGAACUGGGUUGGAGGUUUGGCUUCCCUGGGCCUCCUCAACUCUAAUUCCUCCAAUUGCAACGUUUCGACCAAUAUGUGGGUGGUUCUGAGAAUUCUGAUGCAAGUUACUGAAUUUGUCCUUUUACAAGGGCUAAUCCAGCAUCGUUUUCAGAGUUUCUGGCCGGUGCUGAAUCAGCCACGGCUUGCCAAUUGCUUGCCACGAAUGUUUAAGACGGAAGUCUUUUUGCUUGUGGCCGGGUCUGUUCUUGCUUUUGUUUUCGUGUUCGUCCACCUGUCUGUUGUUCCGACGUGGGGGUAUGUGGCGACAUGGGGGUUGCUGACAUUAGUCCUCCUUUGCUUUUUCACCUGGGUGGUGUUAGUUGUUCUCACUUUGUGCUCUGUGGUUCGGAAGCUCCAUGCGGCUGAACGCCUGGGUGCUGAAGAAGGGAGUCUGGAAUGGUGCAAGGCUUGUCGAAGAGUCCGCCGAGCAGCCUUGCUGCAAGGCUUUGGGAUGACAAUCACAUUGAUGACCACGACCAUUUUCUGUGGCAUGGCUAUUUUGGCAUCAGAGGACCUAAUGGAAGAUCUUGAUGCAGAGGCUCAGGCGGCUAGGCUGAAUGCUGCUGUAAUUGCCCAAAUUGUGAACCUGCUUGUCAACGUCCUUGGCGUUUUCUUGUUUUCCGGAGCCUACCGGAUGACGUGGCAGAGCUCAAAAUUGCUCGCAUCUCCAGAAUCUUCCCCCUGCAAAUGGCAACCUAAAAGCCCACAAGAUGACCGGUGGGAAGCCAAGACCAAAGAGCUUGCUAGCCGUGGACUGCGUCUCCGGGAUUUGUUGGCCUUUUACAAAAGGUUGGGGCAGGAUUUGAUGCUUUCGUACGAGCCUGGCGUUCACACUACCCAAGAUGUUGUGAGACUGGCCAUCAUUCCUGAGACUUCAUCGUGUCGCAGCUCCUAUGCCCAACUUGUGAAUCCUGGAGCCCAAGGUUUAACGCCUCGAAAGAUGGUGACUCACAACUGGUCCAACCUCUUCCGCGACUUACUGGCAAGUGUGGUUGCCGAUGCCUUGGGUGAACACACCAUUGAGCUUUUCGCACAGUUGCUGGAGGUGGAAGGAGGAGUUUAUGUCGUGGAAGAACUGCUGGAGGUGCAAGGAAGCAUCGAUGAGACCUACUGGAUCUGUGCCUUUGCCGUCAAUCAACACAGUAAUAUUUGCGGCGGCAAUCCAAAGGGAGAUGUGGACUCUGCCACGCAGCGUCCAUACCCCAUUUGUCCGUGCGCCGAGCCGAAGUUCUUCAACAAAACACCACCUUUGAAUGACGCUGGAGAGAGCAUUGGCUGUGAGUUGAACAAAUUCGAUGACAUGAUGGCCUACCUCUUUCAGCAGAAUCCGUGGUUUGCACAGGUCGUGGCCGUGGAUGCUGAGCUAACGCUUUUCACGCGCGCCUGGUGCGUUGCGGAGCUGGCGCAGGGGCAGCGGAUGGGCAUGGCACAGAGCCUGAAGCUUCGGAACAAGGCCGUUGUUAGCUGCAGACGGGGUGACUGACUAUUGAAUUAGACUUGCAUCAAGCUUGCGUUUGCAAGACUUAUCACAGCAUGACACCAUCCUGGAGCAACCUUCGUAUGCCACGAACAUGCCAUCAUAGGUCAAAACAUGUUUUUUGGGAGCUGUUAUGCCAAAAUCAGCCAAGUGUCAUUUGUAUGCUCUUUGGGAUUUUGACCUGCACCUGGUGCAACAGGACAGAAAGCGGGUCCAGCAUUGAUUAUAUAAAACCUACACCGCACACUCUGCAGUUCAGCUUGCGGAUUCCAACGUUUGAUGAAGGGCUCACUCUUGCAUGCGCUUCAAGUUUCAAAAAUUGGCAAACAGUCUAUGGCGGAAAUGUGCAGGAAUAUGGCGGAAAUUUGCGGACCGGAAAUUGGCAGCAUAUAUAUUUGUUACAUACAAAAAUUAUACUGUACUCAAUCCUAUACAUGGUUGCGGGGAAAAGAAGACCUUCUUGAACAUGUUUGUUAAUAACAGAAGGAGCGCUCACAGCGGCACGUUUUUGAUUAGCUUAUAUUAUAGUUUAUCAAAUUAUAUAGCAGUAGGAAAAUCUUCAUCGGGCAUCCAGCCAGCAAAGCCUUCAUCACAUGCUGCCUGGGAUUCUGUUUCCCUUCUCUGCUUUGGCCCAACCCUUGCGCAACGUUGCCAAAGGUCCCCAUCUUGGUAACCAAGAUGAUCUUCUGUCUCCAAGGCCAUUCAUGUUUUUUCUACCAGCGACCAUGUUUUUCUAGCUGUGCUAGAUCUAGCUGCAAUGUUGUGCAAUUUUGUUGACAGCUCUGGUGUGGCGUGCCUUCUCCUUUCGGCUUAGUGCCAGCUGGCGCAAGGGGCGGAAGCCUCUAACUGGAACUGCUUUAGCAUCCACCUCUGGUGUUACUUUCUCACUUUUGACCGACUCGUUCGGUGCAUGAUCAGUGCAGUCUUCUUCAGCCGUCCCUGUCUUCUUUGCUGGCACCACUGCGGUAUCUUUCAAACUCUCUCAAACAUUGGCCAGCCAAUGAGGCUGCUAUACCCUCAGCUACUUCAUUCAUCCAAUCUGGAAACAUUGUUUGGUGGGAUUCACCUUUCAAGUUGAAAAGCUGCAUGGUUGGCUUCUCCCUUGCAGCAAGGUGGCCAGCCAGUUUGCCUUCCCCAGCUGUGUGUCCUUCUGUUUUCCUGCGGCAUGGUGUGCCAAUUUCCUGGUUGAAGGUGGGCACUCAAAGGCUUUGAUAAUCCAACCUGACAUUUGUACCAAGCAUGCCUUCUGCAGUUUUUUUUC
This is a messenger RNA of Durusdinium trenchii, 3123 nucleotides long. Lineage: Eukaryota; Dinophyceae; Suessiales; Symbiodiniaceae. The record is from the annotation of a GenBank genome assembly.